AUGACCUCGCUUCAGUCGUAUUUGGACGCCAUUUCAGAGGCUUGGGAUGCAUAUCGAUCCGAUGAGUUAGCCUCUCUACUCUCAUUGAGCGAUGCUCACGCUCAAUACCCUAGACUUCUUGUUGAAGAUCCCUCGGAAGAGGUAGAUCAGACUCUCGACGAGGUGAUUGCUGAUCUCGUGCUUGAUCAUCUAAAAGUUCUGUACGAAAUGGAUAGAAAUGAUCCUAUGGAGGCCUACGAACACCAAAAAUCAUUAGUGACCAAUUUCAAUAAGUUGCUGUCAUCUCAGAAGGACCAGAAUUGGCCUUUGCCCAUCAUGCAUGUGAUUUGCUUAGACCUUCGUCGAAUUGCCACUCGAGCUGACCAGGAAUUGUCUAAACGGGGUGGUAAGCCUGGAGCUACCUUGGAAAAAGCGGCUGAGCUGAUGAUGAAUUGCUUCCGCACGUGUGCGCUGGACAGUAAAUCUGCGGAAGACGUAACUAAACGCUGGGGCAUGCUCAAUAUCGUUAAUCAGUUAUUCAAGAUCUACUUCAAAGUGAACAAGAUGCAUCUGUGUAAGCCGCUAAUUCGUGCCAUCGAGUCAUCGCCGCUCAAAGAAAGGUACGCCACUGCCCAAUUAGUGACCUACAAAUAUUUUGUGGGACGCAAACGAAUGUUUGAUAACGACUUCAAGGCUGCCGAAGAAUAUCUACGAUUUGCUUUUGAGCAUUGCCACGCCUCAUCUAUUAAAAAUAAGCGCUCCACCUUAAUCUAUUUGAUUCCGGUGAAAAUGCUCCUGGGUCAAAUGCCAAAGGACGAUCUAUUGGCCAAGUAUAAUCUCCUGCAGUUCAAAGAAAUCGUGCGAUCCGUUAAGGAUGGUCAUUUGCUAAGGUUGAACGAAGCUCUCGAACGGAAUGAGAAAUUCUUCAUUAGUUGCGGCAUUUUUUUGAUACUCGAGAAACUCAAGAUCAUCACCUAUCGUAAUCUUUUCAAAAAAGUAUCCGUCGAGAUGAAAACCCAUCAAAUUCCCGUUGAUGCGUUUUUGGUGGCUCUUAAAAUGAUGAACGUGGAGGACAUUGACCAAGAUGAAACCCAAUGUAUAAUUGCCAAUCUCAUUUACGAGGGGAAAAUCAAAGGAUACAUUUCCCAUCAACAUCAAAAGUUGGUGGUAAGCAAACAACAACCAUUUCCACCUCUCUCAGCCACGUCUUGGUGACAGAAGAUUUCUGCGUUUCUCCUCAGCAAUUGAGAUUGUGAAUAAGUGGCGUAAUUUUUGGAUUCAAGAAAAUAAAGAAGAACGUUGGUCGGUCCA
Molecule: messenger RNA, 1290 nt
Organism: Tigriopus californicus
Lineage: Eukaryota; Metazoa; Arthropoda; Copepoda; Harpacticoida; Harpacticidae
Gene: PCID2
Product: PCI domain-containing protein 2-like
Exons: 3
Coding region: 1-1194 (397 amino acids)
Biological process (GO): poly(A)+ mRNA export from nucleus; post-transcriptional tethering of RNA polymerase II gene DNA at nuclear periphery; transcription elongation by RNA polymerase II
Cellular component (GO): transcription export complex 2
Molecular function (GO): RNA binding; double-stranded DNA binding
Source: RefSeq, a predicted model, not a curated record